This is a messenger RNA of Cydia pomonella (codling moth), 5703 nucleotides long. RefSeq lists its product as uncharacterized. The record is from RefSeq and is a predicted model, not a curated record. The coding region runs from base 94 to 564 and encodes 156 amino acids. The transcript has 3 exons. NCBI's taxonomy places the organism in Eukaryota, Metazoa, Arthropoda, Insecta, Lepidoptera, Tortricidae.
GUUGCUAUAAAAAUUGUAGCAGCCGCUAAAGCGAGUUCAGUCGAGGCGAGCGCGCCCUCAAGUGACGUAGUGCCAACAUCGCGGUGGAAAACAAUGCACGUCCUCCUGCUCCUGCCGCUCUUCGCGGCCUGCACGGCCAUGCCUUCCUACAUAGCAGUCCCGGCUGAUCAGAUCGCCUUCGUCGACUUGUCAGCUUUGCGUGUGCGACGGGUGCCAAGACAGACGCUUACUCCUCCCCCGCCACCCCCGCAGUUACAGCAGGCGCCGCUUUAUAGGGAGUACGCCGCUCCGGUGCAGGAGUACGCCCCGCAAGAACAGGAGUAUCCAGUGCAGUACCAACAGCAACCAAUAGCACUAGCCCCAGAACCAGAAGCCCCUGCGAGAAUAGUACAAAUCCAAGCGCCCGUACAGCGCGAUGUAGCCAGCGCGGCGUCAGCGCUGGCAGAGCGGCCGCCCGACUUCGGCGAGUACGUGGAUUUCGGUGCCCACACCGGCGACAGCGGCGCCUUCGGCUGGUACGCUGACUACCCCGUCAACGGUCAUGAGGACAGCUACAGGAAGUAGCGAGGUUAUACGUACCCGGCUGCGAGUAACUAGUUAGGAUUUGUUUGUCGUUUUAUGCUCGUUAAUUUUUAUUUUUGAAGUUUGGCUCCCUGUGGAAUGACAACCAUCACAUGUAUUUUGCGCAUGGAACUUGCGCAAUAUUCUUUUUAUACUAUUUUUUAGUAGACAAUAAACUUCUGACUAAAUAAAACGGUCAGAAAUGUGGUAAUUGUAAUGAACACAUAAUGACGUGAUAAAGAUGAGCCAUUUGUUAGCAUUUAUUAAUAUCGAGGAGCUUACUCGCAGUCGGGUAUUAAAACCUAAGCCCCAGCACUUGCCAAUAGAAUAAAACCCUAUUUAUUGAUUCUAAAAUUAUUAAGAUAUGAAUCACGUUUGCAGCAUUAUCAUCGUCGUUCUUUUGAUCUGGGUAUGUUAUUGAAUUAGUAUGAGUAUUACCAAAGACAGUAUUCGAUCCAAGUGAUAUGUAGUUAGUAGAGCCGAAUUACCGCACAUUUGUUUCAAACGGUUAAUUCCGCGUUGCACUUAUUUUUAUAUUCAAAGUUAGUUCCUCACUUAGGUUAAGUUUUUUGAAGAACACUGUGAUACGUACCAAGUUAGAAACCUUUUUCUUCACUCCUGCUCUUAUUACUGUUUCUUUGCAAUCCUUUAUCCUAGAUUUAUUUCGCUUCGUGCUUUAUAGAAGUUACAUUGUCCUAUUAUACAUUGCAUAGUUUUGUUAAAUAUUAUUUAUCGAUGUUCAUUAUUCACUUAAAACAACAUAGUCUACUUUCUAAAUGUUAUUUAGUUGUUUAUUUCAUGUCUUUAUUUAUUUUUAUUGUAAAGUUCAUACCUGUUCUUAUUGUCACGCUUUAGACAUCUAUUAGUCGCUGCUACCUAGAUCUUUUCACCUUAUUUAGCUUAAGUGCCUACUCACUUAAUUCUUGUUCUGUUUAAACUUCAUGCUUAUUCUUUUCUUCACUGUCAUAUUUUCUCUCUUGUUUAUGAAUUAUUACACUAAUCUUUCAUUAUAAUUGUCUUUCAUUAUUCACUCUAGAUUUAAUUAUAACUGCUUUGAUUUCUUUUCUGCUACUAUUAUCACGGCAUUAUUUUUCUAAUUUCACACUUUCCAAUACUUUUCUCUAUUUUACACUUUUAUUACUUUCGCUACUUACUACAUCUGCCACUGCAUUUUACUACAUCACUCUGCUUCUAUUCAACAUUUUCAUUUACACAAGAAUCUGUCUUUUCUAACUUAAAACUAUUCAUUAUUUUAGCUUUCAUGGUAUUUCUUUACUAUUUUUAUCAAUAUUUGACCAUAAUAGAUGAACACAAUUGAGUUAAAUAUUAUCUUGAAUUUCACUUAUACAUACAGUCUUACUUGUAUAUAUAUUCUAUAUUAACUUUUUCGACGUGUCCUUACUUGAUUAUUUGGUUAUUUUUAUCAUUUUCUUUAUUUAUUUCUGUCUAUAAAAUGUAUUCUUCCUCAUCCUUUUCUUACUUAAUAUUUAUCUAAGUACCCUUUAAUCUACUCCUUUACAUCUUAAUGUACAUUAUUUUUCUUAAUUUCUUAGUAAUUUCUGAACUUUUUGAACUGAAUUCCUUUAUUUCUUCUAUACAGUUUCUUCUUUCUUAAUAUCUCACAUAAUCUUAUCUCUAUAAUUUAAUUACUUAAUAAGACGAUUGUUAAAACAAUCUGUCCUUUUGAUGGCCUAUUUUUUUAUAAUGUCUUCUCUUUUUCCUUUUUUUACUAUUGUCUUCUGAUCUUACUCUUACUGCCUACUUUUUAUCUUAUGUCUUUAAAGUGAUUUCUAUUUUCCUUCGCUCACACUGUUUAAUCUUUAUCAAUGUCGUUCUUCUACUACUGCUCUUUAAUACUGCUUACUGCUUCAUUCUUCAUUUUCUUUUUAAAAUCAUUUCUGUUUCUUCCUUUAGCUGUCUAUUCUUAAAAUACGGGUCUUUAUUAUUUUCGCGAUCUGUGAGUUUUCUUGCAUUACAUUUCUCUUUCUUAUAUUCUACACUACAACCAUCAACCGUUUCUUUCUCCUAUCUUAAUCUUUUGCUGCACACAAUUUCCUGCCUAUACUGGCGUUUUCCAAUAUUUUUCUUUUCCCUGUGUCAGUUUUCGUUUUUUUUUGUCUUUUAAGUUAUUUCUACUUUUCUUUGCUCACACUAUUCAAUUUUUAUCAUUGUCAUUCUUCUUUUAAUGUCCAUUUUCUUUCUUUUCUUUUUAAAGCCAUUUCUCUUUUUCCUUAGCUGGCCCUUUUUAAUGCACUUAUUCUUACGGUUUUUGUUAGUUUUCUUGAAUUACGCUUCUCUAAGGCCUCCCCUUGCUUGCCUUUGCCCAGCAGUGAGACACAAAAUAGGCUAUUAAAAAAAACACUUCUCUUUCUUUCUUACACUAAACUAUUACCAUCAGUUGUUUCAUUCUCCUGUCUUAUUUUUUUAUUUUCUUGCCUUUACUAGCGUAUUUUUCUUUUUCCUGUGUCAGUCCUACCUUUCUUUUCUUUCUAUGUCUAUAUGUUUUCUUUCUUUCUUUCUUUUCCGGCACUUUUUAUCUUUUUUCUUAAUUUUCUUAUUUACUUCAGUAAAAUGUGUUUUUCGAAAUGUUUUGUUCAAAUAAAUUAUGAUAGUCGUAUAUCGGAUCCGCUUCCACAUUAUUAUAUUUUUUACAAAUAAAACGUAAAAUACCACAUAACAUACCACGUCAAAAAGACCGACAAUGUUAUGACGUGUAAGUUUUCCUCUUAUCAAAACUAUGCAAUAUGUCCAUUCAAUUGCAAUAUGUUGAGCGUUAUUGUACCUAUGUGUCUUAUUCUUUCUAUUCUUAUUUCAUACAUUUCAUUUUCAUACUUACUUACCACUUUUGAGUCUCUUGCUUUCUUCUCUUACUUUUCGUUUCGCUCUGAACUUGUUUUACCUUCUUCUAAUUUUCCUAUUUCUUCUAUACUUUCUUAUUUUUGUGAUCUCUCUUGUGUAUUUGUUUCUAUCUGGCAUACUAGAAUAAUUUGAGUGUUGUUUUUCUUCAUGUUUCUCUUCUACAUUACUGUUAUUACUGGUUUUACAAUUUGUUCAGUAACAUUCACUAAACACACAGAUACUUUAGACUUCUAUUCUCCAUGGUUUCUUUUAUUUUUCUUCUUUUCUAUAUUUCUUUUUUUCCUUUAUUUGCUCCACAGACUAUCAAUCAUCUUUUUUAUUAUUUCAUUCUUACUCCUUGACAUAAUAAAACCAAGUUAUUUUUUAUUUCCUUUCUUCAGGAGUUUUCCGAUUGUAUCCUAUUCUAUUAGUUAAUGAAACCCUGUGACGUAUGACAAUUCUUAAACUUCUUUUUGCACGUAUUUACACUUUAUCAUAUUACAACAUAAACAACAUUGUUGUGGCUUAUUUUCUCUAUACAUAACGUAAUUCUAUCGUCUAUCUACGUAUUUUCCAUAUUGUAGUAUCUGUCCCUUCUUAUGAUAAUAUCAUCAGCUCGAUUACAUUCAUGGAGACGUGUGUUACUUGGUACGAUGCUUAUGAGGACUUGUGUAAGUAAUCGACUUUUCUGUUAUACUUAUAUAUAAGCCUUCAUUCAUUAACGUUUAAUACCUAUCACUACGCUUUCUCUGGAUUUAUCGUGUUUCCUACCGAAUCUUGAACACUUUAUUUUAAUUAUUUUUCCUCUAACAACUUUACUGUACUUAUCAGAACACUCCUUCUUUAUCUGAUUAUUUUGUCACUGAAUGUUUGCUACUUGUACUCGCCUACUUACUUCAAUAGCGUUCAUAUUUAACUAUCUAUUUCUUUAACUCUUGCUCUCUCUCUCACUCUCUCUCUCUCUCUCUCUCCCUUCCUCGUAUUUUUCCUUCGCUCUUCUUUAUUUUGCUCUACGGCACUUAAUCUACUUAUGAAAUUUUUAAUUAUGGACUUUCCUUCUUUGAAAUUUUCCAAUGUUCAUACUCUUUAUUACCUUUACAUGCUUCAAAACCCUUUCAUUAUUUUUACUAUCACUACAAACCUGUAUUCAUAUUUCCUAUUCUACUUUUUCUCUUGCGCACUCUUGCUUUUCGUUAUAUUCUGAUACGAUAUCACUUUCAUUUCUUAUGCUCAUUUCGUUAUAUACAUUGCACUUAGUUCACAUAUAAAUACUUGAUAAGAACUUUCUCUCGUAAUUUCUAUCAUCUUCUUAUUCACCAUUUAUUACAUCACAUUUGGCCUUCUUACACGUGCAAAAGAAUAUUAGCGGCUACAGGCCCGUUCUAGUACGUUACACUGAACUUUUCCCUCUCCUCGACUACUUUCACUUUCCUUUUCUUAAACAUUACUAUUAAUAACGUUGUCUUACUAUUACUAUCUUUACUACGCUAUCACUAGAAUCAUAGUCAUGACGUACUUAAUAUCUAUUCUAUCUAUCACUCUUAAAUACUUCAUUUAAAUUUCCUCCAUUGAUGCUUCUCCUUGCCUAGAAUAUUAGUUUCAUAUCGGACUACUUUUUAUAUUUUCAAUUGCCUAUCUGCUACAUUUAAUAUAUCUUACCUUAUUUGUAGCCGGUUCUAGCACGUUAUAGGUACUGAACCUUUUUCUCUCCUCGACUACUUCGGCUUUCCUUUCCUUGAUUAUUACUAUUGCUAUCUAUUUCUCUUACUUUUACUAUUUUGUCUUACUAUUACUAUCUUUGCUACGACAUCUCUAUGAUCAUAUUCAUGAUGUAAUUAAAUUUUACUUUUCAGUCUUAAAUAUCUCAUUUAAGUUUCCUUAAUUUAUGCUUGUUCUUACCUAUAUUUUCUUCUAUUUUUACUAUUUCUUACUGCUUCUAUAUUUACGAUAGCUGCUACAUUUACUAUAUCUUACCUUUUUUAAAUGUAUUUAUUUCCUUUAAGCUUUCAUUCUUGUUUAAAUUUUUACUACGAUAUUUAUACAACGAGUAAUCAAGACCUUUGUUCAUGGCUUUAUAUAUUUUUUUAUUUAAAACUGAACAUUUCACUUUUUUUCAUCUUGAUUUCCUUUAAUAGUCCAAAAUCUUACUUUUUUUCUUCUCUUUACUUCUUCCUUUUCUUUUCUUAAUUCUUUCCUGUUCUUACUAGCUUGGUACGCCUUAGAAAAAAGUAGAAGUCUGUCACCCAGUAUUGUUACCUUUAUGAUGUUGUUAUUUUUUAUUAAAAGUUGUUGUUGUUAUAAAAA